AGCGCCCCCUCCUCCUCCUCCUCCUCCGCCGCCCGCCCGCUGCGGCGCCGCUCGAGCCGUUCUCGCGCCGGGCCGCGCGCCGCCGCUCCGCCAUGUGGCUGCUGGCCGCCUCCGUGCUGCUCGGCGCCCUGCGCGCAGGUUCUGCCCAGUUGAUACUUUCUGGGACAAGUAUUAUAGAAAAAAAUGACUGUAAUGAAACUGUAGUUUUACCUUGUUACGUGACUAAUCUAGAACAGAACAAUGAAAAUGUCAUGUUCGUUAUAUGGAAAAAGCAAGGAGAGAAAAUUUUUUCUUACCAUGGAGGAAACAAGAAGUUUAAUAUUUAUCCCUCGUUUUCAUCUGCAAGAUUUUUAUCCCAGGCGGAUUUAAUCAAGGGAGUGGCCUCACUGGUGCUCCACAGUGCACAAGCAACUGUUGGAAAUUACAGCUGUGAAGUAACAGAAUCAAACAGAGAAGGAGAAUUAAAAAUGGAACUUAAAAACAGCUCAGUUGUCAGUUGCGGCGAUGAAACACCAGAGGAAAAAUGUGGAUCAUGGUUCCUUCUAGUGGAAAGGGCUGUCAUCAUAUCAUUGAUGUGCUUACUUGUUAUUUUUUGUGCAGCUCAGUUAAGUGUUAUUGGAUUAAAAUAUGAAAUUGAAUCUCAGAGGAAAGUGUGCGUUAUUGUAGCACUUGUCAUCUUUGCAGUUGUAGCUGGUGUAGGCGCUGCUCUUUUUAUCCAAGAUGGUUAUACUGUACAGAAUCAGGCUGGUCUUGGCCUGACUGUAAUCCCUACUGUGAUUUUGAUACCGCUUCAGUACGUCAUGUUUGGAAUUGUUUUUGACAGUCUAAUGCAGGCAACGUUGGCUCUGAUAGGUUUGAAACUUCUUGGUUUUAUAAUUGCUGUGGUUGGUUUUGCACUGUGUGUCCCAGCCUGUCCUCCGUUACACGGGUCUGUUCUGAUUGCUGGCUUAGCUAUUAUGGCUAUUGGAAGUUUGCUUAGUCUGGCUUACGUGUUUAUUAUGGGUUCCAGAAUGAAAGAUCAUCCUCGUCCGGGGAAAGCUGUAGAAGAACCACUAAAUGAUGCAAAAGGAGUGAUGUUAGAAUGAUGAACUGCAGAGCUAUGUGAUGCGUAUAUAAAAAGUACACCAUUGUUGAUACACCGUGGCCUUGAAGAUGCACUACUCAACGAGAAGAAAUUCAGGAAUCUAGUUGUUUUGCAUGUGUGGCAAAAGUGCUUUUGAUAUAAAUGACAUAAUUUUAUAGUCACAGCAGCUGUAGCAAGGAACAUGUGUGUUUGCCCACAUGUGAUCUUUAUUUUCUUUUGUUAUGGUGUAUAUGGGAUGGUUGAGGGUGAGAAUAUAAGAAGCAUUAUUUGCCCAGUACAGAGUCUCCCAGCAGUAAUCCUUAGUGGUACUAUUUUCAAAAACUAUCAUUAAUCACUGCUUUGAUAAUGGGCCUGCUGAGCCCAGAGAUUGCAAUACCAUUUAGACUAUUGCUUUCUUUAUUUGUGUGCAUGGACAAAGUAUGGUUUUUGUGUAUGAUACAAGCAGGAAGUACAGAUUGUACAAAUACAUCUUUUCUGACAUUCAGCAAAUUUUUAUAAAAAAAAAAUAAAAAAGUUACACACAAAGUUGCAUAAGUACAAAGUUUACUCCCAGCUCUCCUGAAAUUAUUAACAGAGUUCUAAUUCCAUGAAACAUUAGUAUUCCUCUCUGUGGACAGUAGUCAUGUGUGCUCUGGUGGCUGAUCUUUUUGUCCAGUGAGAGGGCUCUCGGUGCCUUCUCUGUAUCCUUUGAUGAGAAACUGCUCAGCUCUUGGAGCCUAAUUCAGCACUGGAAUUACAGAGCACAGGAGCUGGUAAUCUUAAUGCUGAAUGUGGUUCUUGUGUGUGUUCAUGUUGUGCAGUGUGUGGAACUGGAAGCAAUUUCAGGCUUUCUUAACUCAGUGAAUUUGUGAAAGUCGUGGGUGCUUCAUAAAAAUAGGAGUUGUCCUAUUUAGUGUAUUUUUGACAAAGUUUAAAAUCUUGUUUUCUUGAAUUAUGAUUUCUGGCCCAGGUUUGUGUUGCUGCCAUUACAUCACAAAUACAUAAAAUAAAAAGUAGGAGGAGCUGAUGAGGAGUGAGGAAGCUCAGUUUCUGUAUAUAUCUAUUAAAAAACAGUUUACUAGGACUUGCACAUUCCAUGAGAUUCUGCUAUGUUUUACAGCUGUUUUGAGAGUUGUUCCAAUAUAGUUGGCUGCUCUUGGACUUUGUGUAUGCUUUGUAGAAAUCUUGACACUGUUUCCCGUUUGUACUAAGGUACUGUAUUUCAAAGGCACACAUGGUUUUCUCCUUCUAACGAUUUAAAACUUCGUUUGGAAAGCUGUUGCCAAAAAGUCUUGUAAUAAAAUCCAUGUUUUUAAAGAUCCUGAGUAAUUUGGCACUUCUCAGAGUUGAAUGUUGCAAAUCAAGGUUCAUAUCCAUGUUGUUGGGUGCAUGUUGCAGGGAUUUGGGUCUCUGCACGUUGAGCUCCGAGUCACAUUAAGAAUUCAACAAAGCAAAAUUGAGGUGUCUGAUUUUACAGCAGGUGCUGUCAUAAUUGUCCCUCUUGCCAAGGCUGCAGGAUUGAACCAUUUAAAGCAAGCCAUGGUCCAGCCCUCACUGGGAUCACUGGGACACAGGGAAGAGGAUCACCCAUACAAUUAAAUUAUGGGAGAAGCAGGUAUGGCUCACACUUACUGUCCUACUUUGCCAGUGGGAGUAUUCAUGUAAGGUUUGAGCUCUUGCAUAUGAAUCUUUUGGUGCAGGUUUUCCCAUAAUCUCAGUGAUAUCUAAUUAAAGAUGGGAGGUAGUUCUCCAUUACAAUUUGGUAUAAUUUUUUUUUCUAAUUUAGUACUGUGCAGUGCUCCCUGUUUAUGACUAGUGAUUCCCUCUGGCAAGUUGAAAAUCUUAGCAGCAGAGGAAUAAAAAACCAAAUCAACUGCAAUUCUGUUGAGGUAUUCUGCCUUACAAAAACAGUUAUGUGUAAUAGCUUUAUGUUAAUUUCUGUAAAGCAAACUGCAGCAGAACCCCGCUGUGUCACCGUGGGAUCAGGCCGAGCUGUUUCUAGGAAUUGUCAAAACAUGAGGAGCUCAGUGGCUGUCUAUGGACUGCAGAAUCAUGGCCCCAGAAAUGGGAGAAACCCACCAUCCUCUUGUGUUAAGGGCUGGAUUUCUUGUAGGUGGGAAUUUAAAGGCGAGAGUUUAAAAAGUCAUUGGUGCACCCAGCCAGCCCUUUCCCACCAGUAAUUUAAACCAAAGUUGUUCAUAACUGUAUGCUUUCAUUUGUGUGUGUACAUAUGUGUGUAUAUAUAAAUAUAUAGACAUUUUAAAUAUCUAUAGAUCUAUAGUCUUUACCCAAGAAACUGUUUUUAUUUAUGAAAUAUGAAAUGAUUUUGUAAAUAUUGUGCUAAUAUACUUAAAAAAUAAAGUCAUUUUAAGUUGUU
Molecule: messenger RNA, 3440 nt
Organism: Poecile atricapillus (Black-capped chickadee)
Lineage: Eukaryota; Metazoa; Chordata; Aves; Passeriformes; Paridae
Gene: CD47
Product: CD47 molecule
Exons: 12
Coding region: 93-1085 (330 amino acids)
Biological process (GO): positive regulation of cell-cell adhesion; positive regulation of inflammatory response; positive regulation of phagocytosis
Cellular component (GO): plasma membrane; extracellular exosome
Molecular function (GO): thrombospondin receptor activity
Source: RefSeq, a predicted model, not a curated record